Camponotus floridanus (Florida carpenter ant) is the source of this 2546-nucleotide messenger RNA. RefSeq lists its product as uncharacterized. The coding region runs from base 1 to 2340 and encodes 779 amino acids. The transcript is spliced from 10 exons. The record is from RefSeq and is a predicted model, not a curated record. Lineage: Eukaryota; Metazoa; Arthropoda; Insecta; Hymenoptera; Formicidae.
AUGACGCGUGACAACGAAACAAGUGCACUUGAGUUGCAUAUAAAAGUAAACGGGCAAAAUUUAUCAGCGAUUUCGGAAAAUCGUAAUAUAAGCACGUUACGACCUCCUUCCGAUCCAUCUUGGCCGAAAAUACCUCUACGUCGUUUAAACAAUAAUGUCAAUGAUAUUAUCGAACCGCCAUGUGUGGUUACCCUGAUAGGAACUCCUAGGAAAGGUCGCAGUAUAGUACGACCUGUUACGUGUCAAUAUAUCAGACCGAAAUUGAAUCAAAAGUACGAAGUACCCACGCAUAUACCGAAAAGAUUGCCCGGUUCCAUCGAUCCACGUUUUAAAAGGCAGAUAUCGCGACAGAAGACCGAGAAGCCAGAUGAAUCUUGUGAUACGAAGAAUGAUAAACAAACGCCAGAAAUGCAUGUUUCGCAAGAAAUUGAGAAACCUGAGGACAGAAUGCAAGGAGCGAUUGAAAGUGCGGAUAAUUAUGCAUGUUAUAAUGUAAAUAAAUUAUUAGAAAGCGUCAACAAAGAGACCACUGAUUGUCCCACUAAAGAACAAUUUAUUUCGGAAGCCGAUUAUUGUAAAACGGGUAAUUGUGUGUACAAAACUCUCAUCUAUGACUAUUCCCUUUCAGCCCCGCCAUACGUCACUAAUGAGCGACGCGAAGAUAGAUUUCCUCAGGUAGAACAACAAGAAACUGGUAGGUCGCUACUUUUAAUGGUUGAUGAAAAAAAGAUAUUGCCUAUUAACGCUUUUAACAUAGAAGCUGCCGCUUCUUCGGACGUGCAGCCAUUGCAAUGUUAUAGUGUACAAAUUCCUGUAGUUGCCUAUCAUAAUGUACCUUUACAAAUAUCAAAUAUAUCAAAACAAAUGCAAGAGAAUAUUAAAAUUGAAUGUCAGAGCGAUAGAAUGAAAGAUAGAGAAUCUGUCGGGAAUAUCGAUCCAGCGUCAACUUUGAUCAAUUCGAUUUAUGACUCCAAAGAACCUGAAAAGUAUCCACUUAACGAUAUUCGAGAACAUAAUACGAAGAUCGAUAUUCCGGGAAAUAAAAGUAUUUCAUGCUGUAAAACACCCGAUUGCAUAUACAAUAAAGAAGACGUUAACUCGAGUGUUUCACUAAAUCAGGAUAUUGUAAACGACACUUUGCUCGAUAAAAGUCAUCGUGAAAAAUUUAAUACGAUAGAUAACGCGAAUAUUGUGGAAGAUGGUGGAAGUUCCUCUAACACGACUACGGCUAGAAGAUUGAAAACUGUCGAACAAAAAUGCAAUAUAGAUAAUUCGAAUACCAUGGAGAGACGCGGAAUUGAGCGGAAAACAUUGAGCGAGACGAAAAUAGCAAAAACUUCGCUACAAGAACAGAAACUCAUAUAUCACGAUAAGAAUAGACAAGUCGGUUUAGACAAAUCCUCGACAAACAUAAUGAAUAACAAAAUAUUCAAGAGGGAUAUAGCCUUUAAUGAAGUCAAAAAUAAAGAGCUAAAACGUAAAACUGCGCCGAUAAAUCUAUCGCGAAAGGCCAAAUCAUUCUUUCGAAAAAAAUCUCGUUUGGCGAUUACAGAUUCCGAUUGCACUUUGAUAUUGCCCGGUUCGCGUCACGUUAAAGGUAAGCAAUACGAGAAAAGCCGCUUGAAGGUAAGUCAAUUAUUGCAUAGAAGAAACGGGAUAAAUGGCACGAAAUCUACAAUACGAAUAAAAUCUAAUAACGCGAAAUCCAAUCGACAAAUAAACUCUUGUUCAUUGACGAAUUUACAAGCCAAGGGGGAUUUAUUCGAGGAACCAUCGUCCAUCCCUUUAGAGACACAGGAAUUGUUGAAUCAGAGUUAUUGGGAAUAUUAUUGGAAGCUCAGGCGUAAAAUCGCAUCGGCUAAUAAACCGGAUAAUACGGGAGACAGAGAAUGUUUGCCGGAAUCCCAAACCCUCCAACAAUGUUCCGUGCUCUCUUCCAUGAUCAAUACGGCACUUCGAGAUUCGACAGCUGCUGAUGGCAGAUCGUUUUCGGAUCCGACCUUUAAUGUGCGCGAGAAUGUUCGUCAUGAAACUUCCGGGGAAUUUGCAAAGAAAGCGAAACGAAGGAAAACGAAGCGAGCGAGCAAACGGUUGCUCGGACUUAGAAUUAUAGCUCUACUCAGUAUCUCGAUAUACGUCGCGGUCAUAUUUCUGCCUAUGUUGUACGACUAUUUCUUUGACGAGGAAUACGAGAACGAUUACGUGGACACGAAUUACAUCGAACUGGCGCUUCAAUAUGUUGCAUCGUCGUUCGGAGAAGCCUUCGAUGGAAUUAUCGACAUCUUGAACACCCUCCUUUUACGUCCACGUCCCUGUGGAAAAUGCAACAAUGUUAUUUGAAUCCAUCGUGUAUUCAUACAUCUUCAACAUGUUUCGUCACUUACGCUUAUUCGUGUUGUUUCCUGUUUUUUACACGCGUCUAAUUUUUGCGUGUGAGUUAUGCGUCUUCUACGUCGAACUUUUUAUAUUUUUCUAAUGAUAUUUUCUACAUGCCUAUUGUGCAACAUGAGUAUUUAUACAUGUGAUUAUAUGUAUUUGCGAUUAAA